This is a messenger RNA of Arvicanthis niloticus (Nile rat), 2517 nucleotides long. RefSeq names its product calcium voltage-gated channel auxiliary subunit gamma 5 (gene Cacng5). Gene Ontology annotation, biological process: transmission of nerve impulse; regulation of AMPA receptor activity; postsynaptic neurotransmitter receptor diffusion trapping. Lineage: Eukaryota; Metazoa; Chordata; Mammalia; Rodentia; Muridae. Gene Ontology annotation, cellular component: postsynaptic density membrane; AMPA glutamate receptor complex. Gene Ontology annotation, molecular function: channel regulator activity; voltage-gated calcium channel activity. The record is from RefSeq and is a predicted model, not a curated record.
ACAAGGGACCUUCCAGGCGAGUCUGGAGUCGUGGUUGUGAGGACUUUCGUUUUCGCACUGAGCGCUCACAGCCUGCUGGGUGCAGACGUACGCCAUCCUGACGGCUUUUAGCUGACAUUGACAGAGUAAGACAGCACUCCUUGCUGCCCAGUCACCACCCAGGAAGAUGAGUGCCUGUGGGAGGAAGGCCCUGACUCUGCUGAGCAGUGUCUUUGCUGUCUGCGGCCUUGGCCUGCUGGGCAUCGCGGUCAGCACAGACUACUGGCUAUACCUGGAAGAAGGCAUAAUUCUUCCCCAGAACCAGAGCACAGAGGUCAAGAUGUCCCUGCACUCGGGCCUCUGGCGGGUCUGCUUCCUUGCUGGUGAGGAGCGAGGACGCUGUUUCACCAUCGAGUAUGUGAUGCCCAUGAACUCCCAGAUGACAUCAGAAUCCACAGUCAAUGUUCUAAAAAUGAUUCGCUCGGCCACACCCUUCCCACUGGUCAGCCUCUUCUUCAUGUUCAUCGGGUUCAUCCUGAGCAACAUUGGACACAUCCGUCCCCACCGGACCAUACUGGCCUUUGUCUCUGGCAUCUUCUUUAUCCUCUCCGGCCUCUCUCUUGUGGUGGGCCUCGUGCUGUAUAUCUCCAGCAUCAAUGAUGAGAUACUCAACAGAACCAAGGAUGCAGAGACCUAUUUCAACUACAAAUAUGGCUGGUCAUUUGCCUUUGCUGCCAUCUCCUUCCUUUUAACAGAGAGUGCCGGGGUGAUGUCUGUAUACCUGUUCAUGAAGAGGUAUACUGCAGAAGACAUGUAUAGACCUCACCCAGGCUUCUACCGGCCACGUCUGAGCAACUGCUCCGAUUAUUCCGGCCAGUUUCUACAUCCAGAUGCCUGGAUCCGGGGCCGCAGCCCCUCCGACAUCUCCAGCGAUGCCUCCCUACAGAUGAACAGCAACUACCCAGCCUUGCUCAAGUGUCCAGACUAUGACCAGAUGUCAUCAUCUCCCUGCUGAGUCAGCCCUAGCCUCCUCCUCACCUGAACUUUGGAUGGCUGGACAGCGUUUCCCUCUCCCCCUGAGCCUUAGGCCCAGGCUGUUCCCUGCUUAGCCAUUGUUACUUGACCACAUCCCCUCCCUGCACCCAGAGUAGCUAGCAUCAGAGCCUGGAGUCAGAGGCAUUCUGAUUGGCUGAGAGCAUGGGUGAAGCCCUGCCUCUAGAGUGUCAAUCAUAGCCACAGGCUCCUGAGAAGCCAGCAAGCACCCCCCAUGCUGUGCUGUGCUGUGCUGGAAGAUGCCUCUGUUCUAGUUGAGUUUUGUUUCUGCACUUCCGGGUUAGCCAAAGCCAGGCUGGAGUUGCAGAGUUUCUGGUUACAGACAAAGCCAGACUUGAAUGCUUGCCUACCAGCCUGGCUCUCCAUCUGGGUGACUCUGCUCCAGUGGUCUGGCUGGCUCAGAAAUCUCAAGAAGACUGUUUCUUUUAUCUCAUCCGCCUUUCCACAAAACACAUCUCUCUGAGUAGCACUGCCCCCGAACCCCCAGGCUCUGGACCAUUCCCCACUUUCAUCCUUCCAGAACACAGCUGCCCUGGUCAGGGACUAAGGUAAGUAAGUAUUCAGCAGUGCCAAUGAUGUCACAAAGGUGUUAAUGGCGGAAGAUGUCUUAAUACACAUGACCCCUUGAUAAGCUAUUUCAUGGGGUCUUUUGAUGCCUUAACCCAAAGAAGUGACUGAUAAUGAGAACUCAAGAAUUUGACAGUUCUGUGUUCAGAGUGCCAAGCACUGUGUCCAACCCUGGGGGUGUUGUUCCUGACUUUCAGGGACCCUAUUUUCCAUCCAAGGCUCUAGGAUCUAAUCCUGUAGACAGGUUUCUGUACCACCUAAGAACACCAUAGCUGUGAGCUAGAUUUGAUGACACAGUGCUAUUUGAGCCCAAACAAGCCAGAUUCCAGAUGAUCCAGCUGCCCUGCCAAUGAUGCUUGUGAACAUUUGGGGGUUGCCAACUUAAUCCUGAUACGGAAAGCAUCUGCUUCCCAGUUACAUGGCAUAUGUGGGCAAAUCACACGCCUCCAGAAUGCCAGACAAUGUGACAACUGCUUUCCUGGUGGGAACACUGAGCUGAGAGGCUGCAGGCGCUUCUGAGAAGUCCACAAAAGCCCCAUAGUUCUCCAGGUGUCCACUCAGCUGGACUCUUGUUCAUUCUGAGAGUUUUGAGAGGCGAGCCAAUGUGGCUUCUCUGUGCUGUGUUUUUGCCGAGCCCACUCUUGACUCAUUCUCUUUAAGAUGCCAAAUGUACCCAAAUAUACAAAGCCGCAGUGGGGGCUGAGCAGGCUCUGGCAAGUGGCACAGGAAACCACACAGCUGGUGCCUACAGGAGGAUGCUGACUCAAUCAGCAUGGAAGAGGCCAGAAGUUCAAGAUCAAGUUGUCAAAGGACUGAUCUCUGAGGCAUCUGCUCCUGGCUUACAGAUGGCCGGCUUCUUGCUGUAGGAUCAUGUGCUGCACCUGAGGCUGGUUUUUUUUUUUUUUUUUUUUUUUUUUU